AUGGCGCAAUCGAUGAGAGUCAGCACACGUGUACUAGCUCGUAUGAGCUCCAGAACUUUGCAAGUUCCCCGUCGAAGCUUUGCAGUUUCGUCGGCUGCGAGAAUGCCCGAUCUGAUCCAAGAUCUGUAUCUCCGAGAAUUGAAAGCAUACAAACCUCCGCCACAGAAAGCGUCCGACGCCGAAGGCCACGUCCAGAAAUUCACACCCCCUCCAACCCCCAAGUCACCAGAAGAAACCAACCUGGCAAGCGAGAUGAAAGACUAUGAAAACCAAGCCGUCGAGGUCGAGGGACAGGCCGCGCCUGGUGAGAGCGCUGAACACAGCGAGGAGGAUUUCUUCGAGGACAUUGAGAAAAUAGACGAAGACGACGGUGCACACCAUUAA
Exophiala viscosa is the source of this 384-nucleotide messenger RNA. RefSeq names its product ATP synthase complex subunit H-domain-containing protein. Gene Ontology annotation, molecular function: proton-transporting ATP synthase activity, rotational mechanism. The coding region runs from base 1 to 384 and encodes 127 amino acids. The record is from RefSeq and is a predicted model, not a curated record. The transcript has 3 exons. Lineage: Eukaryota; Fungi; Ascomycota; Eurotiomycetes; Chaetothyriales; Herpotrichiellaceae. Gene Ontology annotation, biological process: proton motive force-driven ATP synthesis.